GGGGAGACUGGUGCAAAACAGAUGAAAAAAAAAGAGAGAGAGAGAAAAGAAGGCCGAGGCUUUGGAGGGGCAGAGAGACCCACAGAGGUGGCGAGAGGGAGGCUGACAUGCUGCACCAGACUGCAGGCACCAUCACCUAUUUGACUGCGGAGCCUCCCAAGUGCCACUAACCAAGCUGCUGAAUUUGACGAGCUGGGAGUGAGAAUGUGUUUCCUACUACUGCUGCUGUUCCUCCUCAACCCAUAUGUAAAUGUCAGGAUUGGAGUCGACCAUAGAGAGAUACAAGACAGAACACUCUGACCAGGAAAAUGCAAGAGGCCACCAGGUCGGCAGCAACACAGCCUUUAAGUUGGCUUUAACAGUGUGAAGGAGAGGACGUAAACCUGCAGGUUUAUCACCGCCUUCAAGACUGCUGGCCAGAAUAAUAAAGUCUGCUUCAGUGGGGACCAUAAAGAUGUAGCUGCCGGGAGCUAACAGAUAUUAUUGAGCUUUUUGGUAAUUCCUGUUUCUAUGGCAACAUGAGUCAAGUCAUCCCGUGGACGGUGCGGGGAGGGGAGAACCAGCGGGCGCUGAUUUGGCUCUCGAAAUUGGGGCAGUGAGAAGAAAGAAACAGUCUCCCCAGUCGGAUGAAAGCCACGAGGCGUUUAAGGCUUAAAAGGAGUCUUCGGAAUAGGUGCUGCGCAAUGCGCUCCACUCGACGCACCCUCCCGUCUCUGUCGUCCACCUCUACAGCAUGCAAAUUACGGCGCAACUCCAAUACACCGCAGAUUGGUUAACUACACAGAGCGCGCGGCGCGGCGCACGAGCAGGACGCGCUGUCAUCUUUAUUUUUUUUUUCAAGUGGACUCUACUAAAAAGAAAAAGAGAAGAAGGGAAAAGGUGAAUUAAAUCGACAACACUGGUUUCUUUUUUCUUGUUCACCCUCGAACCCGCAACUUAAUCAGAUUUUAAUUCCGUAGAGGCUGCGGCGAGGAGGACCGUGAACGCAUCAUCACCAUCCCCAGCAGCACCAUCCCGGGACCGGAGUGAAACCUCACAGCGACGGAAUAACUCAGCGAGCCCGUGUAUGUGCGUGUGUGUGUGACAGCUUUGUGCUCUGGACUGGAGAAAAGACUAAGAGAGGACAAGCAGUGGGAAGUUUUUCAAGGAGAAAGUGUUGUGGAGGUUACCCCUCUCCGCCCCCCCGAAAGAAAAAACACACACACAGCUCGUCUUCAAUGCGUCGCCCCCUCGUACCUGCUGAUGGACUGAGCACGGUGACAGUUGGAGGAGCCUUGCCUUGUUUUCAUCAGUUUUAACAGAUAUCUCAGACCGAAAUGCUGCCCUGUAUCAUUUUCUGCGCCCUGUUUCUCGCCACGGCCCAAUCCCAAGAUAUCCAUCCCUCACAAGCAUCAUCUUCUAUUAGCGAGUCUUGUGACUCCCUGUGCUCCUGCGAAGGAAAAGAUGGCAUCCUUCAUCUUAACUGCGAGCAGCGAAACAUCAGCAAAAUCUCCCAAAUCAAUGUCCCGUCAGGUGUGCCCUUCCACCUGAACCUUUACAAAAAUGACUUGGUCGAGCUCCGUGCCGAGGAGAUGGAAGGGCUUAAGAAUGCCCUUUCACUGCACAUCGGGGGUAAUAGCAUACAAGAACUGGAACCAGGGGUCUUUAGCACUCUCAGUUCACUGAAAAAAUUGCACAUAAAUAGCAAUUUCCUUGUCACUCUGAAGGAGGAUACCUUUCAAGGCCUGGUGAAUUUGGAGUUUCUCCAAGCUGACACAAAUUUCAUUCGGGUCAUUGAGCCGGGGGCCUUCAACAAACUAAUCCGCCUCAAGGUCCUCAUUCUCAAUGAUAAUUCCAUUGAGUUUUUGCCCAGUAACAUUUUCCGGUUCGUGCCCCUCACCCACCUGGACUUACGUGGCAACAAGCUCCAGACGCUGCCUUAUGUGGGGUUUCUGGAGCACAUCGGACGGAUAAUGGAACUCCUCCUGGAGGACAAUGUCUGGGUCUGUGACUGUGAUAUUUUACAUUUAAAAAUCUGGAUGGAGAACAUGAGGGCCCAGUCAGCCAUCGGGGACGUGGUCUGCACCACUCCACAUCAGCUUAAGGGGACCAUUCUGGCGAAAGUCAAACGGGAUGUUCUCUGCCCAUCCCACGCAGACAUAAACCUGGAAGAGCCAUCAAAGUCACUGGAUAUGGUUGUUACUCCCUCAUCCAAAGUGGCUCAGAUUCCCAAACUGAUCGACGCCAAAGAUGACGCCAAGGUACCAACACCAUCUCACAUUCCUGACAGUCCUUGUGUGGAACAUUGCUCUUGUCACAAUCACCCUGUGGCUGGGUUUUUGAUGCACUGUCAGGACAGAGGAAUUCAAAAGGUGUCAGAUAUCGGAAUAUUUCAGCAAAGCCCCACUAAACUGGUCAUGACAGGAAAUAUGAUUCAGAAACUCCUCAAGUAUGAUUUUGUCACCUAUGAUAGUUUAGAAUCACUCAACUUGGCAAACAACAGAAUAGAUUACAUCGAUAAUGAAACCUUCCUCAGCUUGAGCAGUUUGAAGAAAUUGUAUUUGAAUGGAAACAGGAUUGAAAAGCUGUUCUCCACAAUGUUUGUGGGGCUCCACAACCUUGAAUACCUUUAUCUGGAAUACAACCUUAUCAAAGAGAUUGCUCCAGGCACAUUUAAUCCCCUGCCAAACCUAAAGCUGUUGUCAUUAAAUAAUAACCUGCUCAGCUCUCUUCCAGCACAGAUAUUUCGCAAUGUGCCCCUCACCAAAUUAAACUUGAGGAAAAAUCUACUUAUGCACCUGCCAGUGAGCAACGUGCUUGAUCAGCUUGACUCACUGGAGCAGAUUUAUUUAGAGGACAACCCCUGGGACUGCAGCUGUGACUUGCUCAGCCUCAAACAAUGGGUAGAAAAACUUAGAAAGGACACAGUGGUGGGCUCCAUUUUGUGUCAAACCCCAAAGAAAGUGAUGCAGGCUGAGCUAAGAAGCCUCCGUCAUGAGAUACUGUGCCCCGGUUUAGGGACCUACUACCCCAUGUCCCCCGAAGGGGAGGAGAGUGUGACAGCUACACUGGGGCCUGAAGGCACUGGGAAGGGUUUGUUCAGCGCACUGACGGACACCGUCCCACUCUCUGUGCUCAUCUUAAGCCUUCUUAUGCUUGUGCUCAUGAUUAUAUUCUGCUCAGCCGGAUUGGUGGUGUUUGUGGUGCACCGGCGGCGGAGAAGGGCAAAGAAAAAAGCAGCAGAGGAGCAGCCGCGGGAGAACACCAGCAGCAGUCCCAUUCACUUACAUUACAGCAUGUACGGGCAGAAAACGACACACCACACGCUGACUCAGAGGACGGGGUCCGCCACUCUGUACGAAGAGAGAUCCCACAGUCCCAUUGUGCAGAUCUGUCGCAACCCAACCUACUGCUCCCAGCACAAGGAGCAUGACGCAGAUAUGGAUUACGGCCUCGACGAUCCCAGCUCCAAGCAUCACCUCUGCCGGAGCAUCAUGGAGAAGGAGAACACUUCACCACUCACGGGAAACCCCAGCUCAAAGUUCCGACCCAUGACCGGAGAGUGCCCCGCAGAGUUUGUCACACUCGGCAAUCCCAACUCCCUGUACAGGAACAUUCUUGAGAGGGAGAAGGAGCUGCAGCAGCUUGGAAUAACUGAGUACCUUAGGAAAAACAUGCCGCAGCUGCAGUCUGCUGUAGACAUGCAGGUCCCGGGGCACCAGGAGGAGUUAAAGCUAAUGGAGACUAUUAUGUACUCAAGACCACGCAAGGUCAUGCUUGAGCAAACUAAGAACGAGUACUUUGAACUUAAGGCCAACUUGCAUACUGAGCCGGACUACUUGGAGGUUCUGGAGCAUCAAACUGCAUUUAACUGAGCUUAGACAGAUAAAAAUAACUAUAUAUAUUGUUUGGAACCAAGUGCCUUGUCCUGUUUGCCCUCCUGUACUUUCCACAGUGUGAAAUAUAUAUCAUGGGCACAUCACUUUAAGUUUAAUUGUAGCACAGAAUGUAACUGGUUUAUUUUUUUGUUUCUCUGUUGACAGCCAUGUUAUGUAGCUGUUGAAAGGUGAAGUCCAUUUGGCCAAAUGUAACUUAAAGGAAGCUAUCACAGUCUGUUGAGCAGGCCUGGGUUGAAACCAUCUUAGAAAUUCACACAAACAGCUUUUUAGGAUUGAAAGCUAUCUCGAAUAAUUGAUCCACACAGUAAACAUCCUCCCCCACCCAUCUGAAAUCCUGGUAGGAUGAAGCAGAUGUUUGGAAAGAAGUGGGUGAAUCUCAAUCACCACUUGACCCAGAAUUGCUGUUUAAUCAGUCUAUCCUAACUCGGGGUAUGACCUGAUUACGCCCUCUGUCAACAUAAGCUGGCUACAACGCCGUAACCAGAAUGCUCAUUGUGCCGUAGAGUUAGCGGAAUGCCAACUGUACAUUGGAAACAAUAACAGGAGUUGUUGUCCCACUUCUGUUUUCCUGUCGGUUCCUUUGAACGAUCCGAUUCACUGCACAGCUGCAGAGGACCUUAAUUUAUUUUUAUACAAGGAAAAGGAUGUUUCUUCUUCUCUCAAUCAGUAAAUACAGCACUUAAAGUACAGUAUAUUAUACACAACUGUUAUCUUGUAUAAAUGCAUUGCACUAAUCAAAUGCCAUAAGAUGGUGCAUGACAAUCAACAGUCCUGCUGAAACUUUUUUGUUUGUUAGUUUUUUUGUUUUGUGUCAGAAAAAAUGAGCCACAAAUGUUUGCGAUCCUUCAGUGUGUGUCCGUUUGUGUGUGCGAGUGUAUGCGUCAUUGGGUUUCACGUCACUAAUUUAUGUCCGACAGCAUUCAGGAGCAUCAGUCCUUCCUCAAGCUGGCACGAACUGAUUUGGAACUGUUUCAAACUGAUUGGAGGCAGGGGGCAUAUUAACCUUUUUAUAGCACACGUUUGGGUACGGACGAGCCACGCCACCCAAAAAAAAACAAAAACAAAAAAAAACAAAAGCUCCAGUUUUCCAUCCAGCAGAAAGAGCUGCCGACUGACUCCAGCCAACUUCUCUCAGCUCUAAUUAAAAGCAAUGGAACUGCUGGCCACUGACAUUUGCAGCGUGGACAUUGUCAGGAUUUCCACCACACACUCCAUCAUACUCUUGGAUAAAAAACUCCUUCAACUUUGAGACGGUUCAUGUAAGCACACACUCUGUAGCUUUUCUACUUAACUAGAUUUAAUUAUUUAUUCUGUAUAUGUUGUAUAUACCUAUGUUGCAUUAUAUCUUUGGUUUUUGUGUGCCUUCAGUGCUGUACAGAAUAUAAACAGAAGUUGUAACUGAUAAACAGGAAAUAAAGAGUUGCAAUAUUACACUU
Acanthopagrus latus (yellowfin seabream) is the source of this 5314-nucleotide messenger RNA. RefSeq names its product SLIT and NTRK-like family, member 6 (gene slitrk6). Gene Ontology annotation, molecular function: protein binding. Lineage: Eukaryota; Metazoa; Chordata; Actinopteri; Spariformes; Sparidae. The coding region runs from base 1317 to 3854 and encodes 845 amino acids. Gene Ontology annotation, biological process: regulation of presynapse assembly; axonogenesis; positive regulation of synapse assembly. Gene Ontology annotation, cellular component: membrane. The record is from RefSeq and is a predicted model, not a curated record. The transcript has 7 exons.